AUGUACACUCUUAAAAGCUCUGUGUCCGCAGGUGCCUUCGACCAGCACGGCUGUCCUCUGGUGGUGUUUCCAGCGGAGGCUCAGGGUAAACUCCCAGAGGAGCUCCGCAGAGAGGAGGUGUCCCACUUCAUACACUACUGUCUGCGCCUGCACAACAUAAGAGGCGAGGAGAGGCUGCUGUCUGUGGUUGUUGAUUUGAGGCAAGCCAACCUCGCCAUCGCACGCUUCAUUGCUGAAACUCUCCUGUUGUUGGAGGUUUCCAGAAGGAUCAUCCACUCGGUGUAUAUUGUUCAACCAAAGAAGAAAGAUGUCCUGAAGCAGCUGGGGAAACUCCUGACACCGAGUGGCUCCAAGCAGCACAGACCCGUCCUCUUCAAACGUGUCUUCCUCAAAGAGAUUUUUGAGCUUUCCAACUACAUCGACAGAAGCCAGUUACCGUCUAGUUUGGGUGGAUACCUCAUAUACUGCCAUAAGAGCUGGGUUGCCUUCGUUAAGGAGAUCGAUGCGUUUGUGCAGGAGUUCCUGUCGGUGGUGAACCGUCUGCCGUCCUGUAUCUGGACUCUGCAGGCGCUCGCCAAGCGUCCCGUCCCAGCAGACCUGGAGCGGCUGCAGGAGUUCUGCUGUGUGAACCAGGCACGCUUCCAGCAGCUUCGGAGGUACGGCUCUGACUGUUUGAGCUGGACCUCACAAAACUCCAGCACAUACGUUCACUAAUCUCACAGGGAUUUACAGGAGCUACUGCACACAAAGCCGAUUUAGCUCUCAAACCCAAUGUUUAGGGCUGUCUGUGCACCCGGUCAUAUUGUAGCUUGGGGUGGACGAAGUGCACAAAUCACGUGCUUGAGUAAAAGUACAGAUACCACAAAUAAAGUAAUACUCCAGUAAAAGCAAUGAGUACUC
Sinocyclocheilus grahami is the source of this 900-nucleotide messenger RNA. Its product is annotated as guanine nucleotide exchange factor DBS. The transcript has 6 exons. The record is from RefSeq and is a predicted model, not a curated record. Gene Ontology annotation, molecular function: guanyl-nucleotide exchange factor activity. Lineage: Eukaryota; Metazoa; Chordata; Actinopteri; Cypriniformes; Cyprinidae. Gene Ontology annotation, cellular component: cytoplasm; plasma membrane; extrinsic component of membrane. Gene Ontology annotation, biological process: axon guidance. The coding region runs from base 1 to 714 and encodes 237 amino acids.